AUGGAUUGCUGGUUGAAAUCUGGAAAUGUUACACCGAAAGAAAGCAAUGAUUAUAGUAGCAGUCAACUAAUAGGAAAUAAUGAAAUUAACGAUGAAUCAGCUUUAAUGCUGAAUGAACCUACUGAGAAAAAAGCAAGAAAAACUCGCAAGUACGAGAAAGAAUAUCUUAAAUUUGGAUUCUCAUGGACUAGAGAUGAAAAUGAGCCUAUUCAACUUUGCGUCAUUUGUUUUGAAAAUUUAGCAAACGAAAGAUUGAAACCAUCCAUCUUAAAGCGCCAUUUUGAGACAAACCAUAAUUAG
Stegodyphus dumicola is the source of this 300-nucleotide messenger RNA. RefSeq names its product protein FAM200B-like. Lineage: Eukaryota; Metazoa; Arthropoda; Arachnida; Araneae; Eresidae. The record is from RefSeq and is a predicted model, not a curated record.